Molecule: messenger RNA, 1464 nt
Organism: Diprion similis
Lineage: Eukaryota; Metazoa; Arthropoda; Insecta; Hymenoptera; Diprionidae
Gene: PCNA
Product: proliferating cell nuclear antigen
Exons: 4
Coding region: 141-923 (260 amino acids)
Biological process (GO): leading strand elongation; mismatch repair; regulation of DNA replication
Cellular component (GO): PCNA complex
Molecular function (GO): DNA binding; DNA polymerase processivity factor activity
Source: RefSeq, a predicted model, not a curated record
UCUUGUUUCCCGGCCGCGGCGUUUAAUGUCUGUCUUGUCGACUUGUUGUGGGUUGUAGCGUUACUGUAGCUGUGUUGCAGGUCUUUCAGCAAGUAUAUUCUAUUUUGAUAGUGUCAAAGUUCAUCUACGAAGAGCUAAAAAUGUUCGAGGCACGUUUGGUUCAGAGUGCGAUAUUGAAGAAGGUCUUGGAGGCGAUAAAGGACCUCCUAACCGAAGCCACCUUCGACUGUUCCGAUUCGGGAAUUCAGUUGCAGGCUAUGGACAAUGCUCACGUUUCUUUGGUAUCUUUGAAUCUGCGAAGCGAUGGCUUCGAUAAAUAUAGAUGCGACAGAAAUUUGUCGAUGGGUAUGAAUCUCGGAAACAUGACAAAGAUUAUGAAAUGUGCUGGAGCAGAAGACACUGUUACGAUGAAAGCUCAGGAUAAUGCUGAUGUGGUCGCAUUUAUGUUCGAAUCCAAAAAUCAGGAAAAAGUUUCUGAUUAUGAAAUGAAACUUAUGAAUCUAGACCAAGAACACCUUGGUAUUCCAGAAACUGAUUAUUCUUGUAUCGUUAAAAUGCCUUCCCAAGAAUUUGCACGUAUAUGCAGAGAUCUGAGCCAGUUUGGUGAAUCUAUGGCUAUUUCUUGCACCAAGGAAGGUGUGAAGUUUAGUUCAGCUGGUGACAUUGGUUCAGCCAACAUCAAAUUAGCUCAAACAGCAAAUGUGGACUCUGAAGAGGAAGCUGUGGUCAUCGAAAUGCAGGAGCCAGUAUCAUUGACGUUUGCCUGCCGGUAUUUGAACAGUUUUACAAAAGCAACACCCCUUUCUGCCCAAGUUCAACUUUCAAUGUCUUCUGAUGUCCCACUGGUUGUUGAAUACAAAAUCGGUGAACUCGGACACAUCAGAUAUUAUUUGGCACCUAAAAUCGAAGACGAAGACAACUAAGCACAGAAUCUGGUAUUCGUGUUGUUAUACCGCUAAUUUUUGUUACUGUACGAAACUGGGACACUGCAAAGUAUGGUGUGUUCUGAGAUAAACGCAAUCGUUGUGCCUUCAUGUUGGAGAAAUGAUCCAUGUGAGCAGUCGAAGAACUAGUCACUGGAUAUUUUAAUAAAUUCCUUAUUUUCCAUUGUCUUAGAGUAAUUUCCAACUUUCAUACAUUCUGUAACUAAUAUCUAUAACCAAUACUAGCUGACAAUAUGAAGUAGUUCUCAACGAAACGAAUAAAUCAAGCUGACUGAUAUUUCGAAAUUAAUUUAUUAGCAAAAUGUACAGUUAAAAUUAUUUGGCUGGCCACAAUGUUAAUGUAAUAAGAAGUUGGCCCUAAAAUCUGCAAUAGAGUAGUGUGAUUGCAUGGAUUAAUUUACCGUUGAGUUACUUUACAAUGUAAAUUGAACAGCUUCUGUCAUAAGCCGUAGUUGUUUCGAAAGUAUUGCGUUUGCGGCAUAAGAGGAGAACCAAAUAUAUUUCCGAAAGUUUUGAUACA